AUGAUGGCAGUUCUAACAGGGCAUAGAUGCAUCACAUUGUGGUUUAUAUUGCUCCUCACACUCAUUUCUGUUGUAAUAUAUUUGGAUGGAGGCUUUGACAAGCAACCAUAUCUUAUGUUUGUAUUGUUUGCAAUAGCGGAUAUACUAUACGUAUCAUCUAUCUUUUGGUCAAUGAUAUCGACUACAACGUUUUCACUUCCUCAGAACUACAGCCAUCUGUACAGCUAUCUAUAUUACCAUCGCGACAAGGUCAUGCAACUACUUGGUUUUCUGCUGAAAAUCACAUUCGAGUGUUUCCUGUUUGCGAAGAUCGUACUACAUAAGGAAGUGCCUCUAUUCAUGUUACUGUCACCGUUAUGGAUAAUUCUCGCCAUUGUCAUAGUUGAUCUCAGCAAACGAAUAUAUUCUAUACAACAGUAA
Molecule: messenger RNA, 420 nt
Organism: Ostertagia ostertagi
Lineage: Eukaryota; Metazoa; Nematoda; Chromadorea; Rhabditida; Trichostrongylidae
Source: the annotation of a GenBank genome assembly